Acanthosepion pharaonis is the source of this 684-nucleotide messenger RNA. NCBI's taxonomy places the organism in Eukaryota, Metazoa, Mollusca, Cephalopoda, Sepiida, Sepiidae. The record is from the annotation of a GenBank genome assembly.
AUGUUAUUUUCUUUUUGCCUACCUCUCUUUCUUUCUUUUUUUUUCUCACUCUUACUCUUUCUUUCUCCAUUCCUCUCAUCUAUUUGUCUUGUCUUUUUCCUUGACUUAACUUUCUCUUUUCGUACAUUUUCCCCUUCUACAUUUGUUCGCUGCUUUUGUCUUCUUCCUCUCUUUUCUAUUAUUCUCGUCUUUCCAAACCUUUCUUCUCUCUUUUUCGCCGCAGAUCUUUUCUUUUCUUUCUCGCCCUCCUUUAUUUUUGCUUUUUCUUUUUCACUUUCAUUUCUCUUUUUUAAUUCCAUUCAAAAUUCCCAUCUUGUAUUAUUUGUCCUUUUACUUCUUGCUUUCACUGUGCAUCUCUCUUUCCCAUUCUUUCUCUUUUUCUGCCUUUUUAUAGUCUUUCAUUCAUUCUUUCUUUCUUCCAUCCUUUCUCUUUUCUUUCUCUGCAUCUAUUGUCUGUACCUGAUCUUUCAUUCUUUCUUUCUUUCUUUCUUUCUUUCUUUCUUUCUUUCUUUCUUUCUUUCUUUCUUUCUUUCUUUCUUUCUCCAUGAAAAUAAACCUUCUAUCUAUCUAUCUAUCUAUCUAUCUAUCUAUCUAUCUAUCUAUCUAUCUAUCUGCCAUAGUCUGAAUAUAUCUACAUAUCUGUGUCUCUUUCCCAUCACUUAUAUUAUGUUAUAUGUAAGCUAA